This is a messenger RNA of Colossoma macropomum (tambaqui), 2171 nucleotides long. It is a transcript of the gene soat1, whose product is annotated as sterol O-acyltransferase 1. Gene Ontology annotation, cellular component: endoplasmic reticulum membrane. Gene Ontology annotation, biological process: cholesterol efflux; cholesterol metabolic process. Gene Ontology annotation, molecular function: fatty-acyl-CoA binding; cholesterol binding; cholesterol O-acyltransferase activity. Bases 167 to 1888 code for a protein of 573 amino acids. Lineage: Eukaryota; Metazoa; Chordata; Actinopteri; Characiformes; Serrasalmidae. The record is from RefSeq and is a predicted model, not a curated record. The transcript has 17 exons.
CCGACAGCUCGGACAGCAGGAGCGGCGGACAGAGCGGUCACUCUGUUACUUCCUCCCGCUCAGCUCAGCUGUGUGUCUCUGAGACCCGGAGCAGCCUGGUUUUCGGUCUUAAGCGGAGUUCCGUAACUGAAGCGGUCAGUUCUUGAGGAGCUGCUGCAGCAGGAAAAUGGAGGAUGAGGAUGAUGAAGGCAGGAAGAUGGAGGAUGAGGAUGAUGAAGGCAGGAAGAUGGAGGACAAAAAUGAAGGCCGAUGCACUCGGAGAGGCUUCCACAAAGCGACUCGCUCCAAAGAGCCGCACAGCAAAGACGCCCAGAGCGACCGAUACGACACCAACUGUAAAGGAAACACAGAGCUGGAACAUGUUCUUCAGAAAAAGCUGCUGCUGAGGAGAAAAGCUGAGAUUCUGAAGGCAGAGCUGAUGCAUCACUUAGAUUCUCAGAUGGAGGAGUUCGUGGACAGCGUGAUGGAGGAAACCUCCAGUUUGGGCUCUUCUGCCUUAAACUCUCACUUCUCUCCGUUUCUCACAGACAAAGAGAGAGCCAAACUCAGACAUGCGAGACCUUCCCAAGGCCAGUGUAAGCAGUUCGUCAUUCGCCGAUCCUUACUGGAUGAGCUGUUUGAAGUGAAUCAUAUUCGUACCAUUUACCACAUGUUCAUCGCACUGCUGAUCCUCUUCAUCCUCAGCACGCUGGUGGUGGACUUCAUCGAUGAGGGACGGCUGGUGUUAGAUUUUGACCUGCUGGUCUACGCGUUUGGACAGUUCCCCCUGGUGGUGGUCACGUGGAUCUGCAUGUUUAUAUCAGCGCUGGUUGUUCCGUAUGUGCUGCUGCACUUGUGGGCCGUCGUGUACCCAACGUCACGCCACCGUUUGCUGUUUACUGCCCUGGUGGGCGUCCUGCUCCUGCUGUACCAGGGCCUGGGGCUCGGCUUCCUGCCCACCUACAUCGUCCUGAGGAACGGCCUCCCGCCCGCCUCGUGCUUCAUCCUCAUCCUGGAACAGGUGCGUCUGGUGAUGAAGGUUCACUCCUUCAUCAGAGAAAAUGUGCCAAAAUUCUGGUCUUCAGGGAGAGACGGAACCAAUUCGGUGGCCAUUCCUCAGCUGACCCCUUACCUCUACUUCCUCUUCGCACCCACUCUGAUCUACAGAGACAGCUACCCAAGAAACCCAUGUGUUCGCUGGAGUUACGUAGCCACCAAGUUGUUACAGGUUCUCGGGUGUCUGUUUUAUGCGUACUACGUGUUUGUGCGGCUGUGCAUCCCUCAGUUCCGCAGCCUGCAGCUGUUCGACCUCAGGGUCAUGGUGCUCUGCGUCUUCAACUCCAUCCUGCCAGGAGUGCUGGUCCUCUUCCUGGGUUUCUUUGCCUUUCUGCACUGUUGGCUCAACGCCUUCGCUGAAAUGUUACGCUUUGGAGACAGAAUGUUUUAUAAGGACUGGUGGAAUUCUACAUCCUUUGCCAACUAUUACCGCACUUGGAACGUCGUUGUCCACGACUGGCUGUAUUACUAUAUCUAUCGGGACUUUCUCUGGAUGUCCCAGAAGCGUUUCCGAGCUGCUGCCAUGUUUAUCGUGUUUACUGUGUCUGCUGUAGUUCACGAGUACGUCCUGGCCAUCUGCUUCGGCUUCUUUUACCCCGUCCUCUUCUGCCUCUUCAUGUGCUUCGGAAUGCUGUUUAACUUCAUCCUGCAUGACCGGAGGAAGGGUCCAGUGUGGAACGUGAUCAUGUGGACGGCUCUGUUUCUGGGUCAGGGGGUUCUGAUCUGCCUUUACUCUCAGGAAUGGUACGCUCAGAGAUACUGCCCCCUACAGGAGCCUUCUUUCCUAGAGCUGCUGAAGCCGCGCUCCUGGACCUGUUAUUUACGAGCCGGGCACGCCGCAGAGUCCGUCUGACCAGCACCGCGUCGCUGGCCGAGCUUCUUUUCCUGCUCUUACUCUUUUAACAUUUUUCUUGCACUAUGGUCAUGUGACAAUCUCAGAUAUUUUGAUGUAUGAACUAAGAAGUUUUAUAUAUUAAGGCCUUAAACAGAGGCAUUAUUUAUGGGUUUUAAAGAAAUCGGUUAAAGACGCUCGGAGUGACUGAGCGUUUUAGAAGCCUGCACUAUUUUAGCAGUAAUUUCAGGAAGGUGAAGUCAUAAAGGAGCAGCUCAACUCAGCAUACAGGUGUGUAUUUAGU